Molecule: messenger RNA, 1402 nt
Organism: Neltuma alba
Lineage: Eukaryota; Viridiplantae; Streptophyta; Magnoliopsida; Fabales; Fabaceae
Product: PI-PLC X domain-containing protein At5g67130-like
Exons: 8
Coding region: 20-1126 (368 amino acids)
Biological process (GO): lipid metabolic process
Molecular function (GO): phosphoric diester hydrolase activity
Source: RefSeq, a predicted model, not a curated record
UGUGCCGCCAUUAAUAAUAAUGAUAAUCAUUGUUUCUUCUGUCUUCCUCCUCACCACUUCUUCUUCUUCCUCUGCUGCUGCUGAUACAGAUUCCAAGGUGGUUGGGGAGAAAUGCUCAAGAAGAAGACACUGUGGAGAAGGGCUGUUCUGCAAUUCCUGCCCUGCCAUAUUUCAGGGAUCAAGAUGUGUCAGAUCAACUUCUUCAAACCCUUUCGACCUUUUGAAUGAUUCAUUGCCAUUCAACAAGUACGCAUAUUUGACAACACACAACUCGUUUGCAAUUACAAGAGAAAUGCCAAAGUCUAACCAAACCCUGCAACCAGAAGGGCUUUUUCCCAGAGUCACCUUCUCAAAUCAAGAGGAUAGCAUAACGGAGCAGUUACAAAACGGAGUUAGAGCUCUUAUGUUGGACACUUAUGACUACAAAGGAGACAUUUGGUUGUGCCAUUCCUUCAAGGGAAAAUGUUAUCCAACCACUGCAUUUGAGCCAGCAAUAAAAGCCUUGAAGGAGGUAGAGGCAUUUCUGGCAAAGAAUCCAUCAGAAAUAGUGACACUGAUAUUGGAAGAUUAUGUGGAGUCACCAAAUGGACUAAGCAAAGUGUUGAGUGCUUCUGGGUUGAUGAAGUACUGGUUUCCUCUCUCAGAUAUGCCUCAAGAUGGCCAAGAUUGGCCUUUGGUCAGAGACAUGGUUUCUAGAAACCAUAGGCUCAUUGUCUUCACUUCUCAGAGACACAAGCAACAAAGUGAAGGCAUUGCUUAUCAGUGGAACUUCAUGGUUGAAAAUCAAUAUGGGAGGGGAGGGAUGGAAAAAGGAAGAUGCCCAAACCGUGCAGAGUCAUCAGCAAUGAAUGAUGAAACCAAAUCACUGGUUUUGGUGAAUCACUUCAGAAGCAUUCCAACCAAGCAGGUGGCUUGCAGAGAUAAUUCACAACACCUCCUCAACAUGCUCUCUACUUGUUACAUGCAGGCUGCUCAUCGUUGGGCUAAUUUCGUUGCCGUUGACUUUUAUAAGAGAAGUGACGGAGGAGGAUCGUUUCAAGCUGUGGAUAUGCUGAACGGGAAGCUCUUGUGUGGAUGUGAUGAUCUACAUGCUUGUUUGCAUGGAUCAUCAUGCAGACCCAGCUAAUCAAAAGAAGCAUGUGACUGCGCUUGUCUAUUUGUGUUGUGUGGAUAUUGCUGCCAGUUUAACUUUCUAAGAGAUGAAGUAUUUGUUGUAUAUAUAGUUUUGUGUUGGGUGAAGGUUACUUUGAAACAUUUCUUCCGUGUAUCCAACACUUUAAAAUAUUUUGUAGUAUAAUUUUAUUUUUAAAGUAUUAAAAUACUAAACAUACAUGUAAAAAUACUUGAAUGUACUGAAUAAACUACAAAAUAUGUUGUGAUGUUAAAGUAUAUUAAAAAAAAA